GGAUUUUAAACACUGGUGUCAUGCUGGUGGCAGAGACCAACCUGAGGGAGCAGAUUAGGGUACAUGGGACCAGGAUGGGUUUCUGGGCCAAGCUGCAAUCCACUGGGUGGGUGUUUCCCACCGCAGUUCUGUCGCUGUACGGGUUCUUCGCCAACUGCCGACCAGCUGAGCCCUUCCUGACACCAUAUCUUAUUGGACCAUACAAGAACAUCUCAGAGGAAGUGGUGACCAACUUCCUGUUCCCCAUUUGGACUUAUUCCUACUUGGCCGUCCUCUUCCCUGUCUUCCUAUUGACAGACUUCCUGAGGUACAAGCCUGUUAUCGUAGUCCAGGGCUUGUUCCUGGUCACCAACUAUGCCUUGCUGUGCUUUGCUCCCGGACUGGUCGCCAUGACCUUCCUGCAGUUUAACUACGCUGUGGUGACCUCGACAGAGGUGGCCUACUUCUCCUACAUCUACAGUAUGAUCCCUCCAGAGAGGUACCAGCGGGCCACUGGCUACCUCCGCGGUGCCAUGCUGGCAGGCUACACCACUGGGGCCACACUCGGCCAGCUGCUGGUCUCCCUGGCAGGGCUGAACUACUUUUACCUCAACGCCAUCUCCCUGGGGACUGUCAGUUUAGGGUUCCUCAUCUCCGUCUGGUUGCCCAUGCCCCAGCGGGGAGUGUUCUUCAGGGGGGACCAGGCUGGGCCUGACCCGGGUGCCGAGAGCAGCAGCGCCUGGUGCUGCCCAGAUAAUGUGGACUAUGCCAGCAGGCUGCUUUGGAGGAGUUUCAGAGAGUCCUACUCAUCCAGGGAACUGGUCUGCUGGUCCCUGUGGUGGGCUCUAGCCACGGCGGGCUACGGCCAAGUCUUCAACUAUGUCCAGCUGAUGUGGGACCACAUUGAGCCAUCCAGCUCCUCUUCUGUAUACAAUGGAGGGGUAGAGGCCGUCUGCACCUUAGUUGGUGCAGCCGCUGCCUUCUCUGUGGGUCACUUGAAGGUGACCUGGGACGUCUGGGGGGAGCUGUCACUAGGGUUGUUCUCUGCUGUGGGGUCAGGGGCCGUGUUUCUGACUGGGCUCACCGGCAACAUCUGGGCCAGCUAUGCCGGCUACGUCAUCUUCAAGGCCUGCUACAUGCUGCUGAUAACCAUCACCACAUUCCAGAUUGCGUCCAAUCUGUCCAUUGCGUGCUACGCUCUAACUUUUGGAAUCAACACAUUCGUCGCCCUCCUGCUGCAGACCAUUCUCACAGCCAUCAUUGUUGAUGAAACGGCACUGGGGCUCGACAUUGUCACACAGUUUAUCAUCUACGGCAGCUACUAUGCAGCCAUAUCUGUUCUUUUCCUAAUCCGAGGAAUGUACACAGCCUGUGCCCACUACUCUGCAGCGGACCAGGAGCUGGAACAACAACCCAAAGUGGAAGAGCUUUCCUCAGAACAUUUCUGACCACAGACUAUAAACAGACACUGACAGGUAAAACUCUGAACAGGGGUUUACACUGAAAAAGGUUUCUAAUGUCAUGCGUUUUCUGCAUAUUUUUUAUAUAUAAUAAAUGUUGCAUUGUUGUUGUUCUCUGUAACCCAUCCAAUGCAUGUGGGAGGGGUUUAGUGUGUUAACGGUUGUUUAUGCAUUGCACAAUGUUUAGACAGAUAGAGCUCAGCAAUGGGCCAUUUUAAAGCAAUGGUCCUAUAAUGAUUAUUAAAUGUUUACCC
Molecule: messenger RNA, 1693 nt
Organism: Esox lucius (northern pike)
Lineage: Eukaryota; Metazoa; Chordata; Actinopteri; Esociformes; Esocidae
Gene: slc19a3b
Product: solute carrier family 19 member 3b
Exons: 5
Coding region: 21-1427 (468 amino acids)
Biological process (GO): vitamin transport; transmembrane transport
Cellular component (GO): plasma membrane
Molecular function (GO): vitamin transmembrane transporter activity
Source: RefSeq, a predicted model, not a curated record